Messenger RNA from Apis florea (little honeybee), 1878 nucleotides. RefSeq names its product activating signal cointegrator 1 complex subunit 1. Lineage: Eukaryota; Metazoa; Arthropoda; Insecta; Hymenoptera; Apidae. Gene Ontology annotation, biological process: DNA alkylation repair; regulation of DNA-templated transcription. The record is from RefSeq and is a predicted model, not a curated record. Gene Ontology annotation, cellular component: nucleus. Gene Ontology annotation, molecular function: RNA binding.
AUCAUAUAUCUUAUAAUCUUAAUCAUCAAAAGUAAAUAAUUAAAUUACAUGACAGAUGUUGCGGCUUUAAUUAUUGACUAGCAAAACAAGUACUCCGAUGCUAUGAUUAUGAAUCAACCUUAAUUCUAAAUUUUAUUUAUGUGAUAUUGUGUGUCACUCGAUAUUUCAAUUCAUUGAGUAUGAUAUAAGUAAGUAUAUAUAUCAUUUAAUGAAUUGAAUCACCAGACAUCGUAACAUUUGCUGUAAUUUCAGCUAAUGUCUGAUGAAAUUAUUUUUUUUUUUGGUUUUAUAAUUUUUCUUUUGCCAUAUAUUUAAUGACUGGGGAGAUUUUAGUCCCUAUUAUAUAGUACUUAUAUAGUACAAAACAUAGCAUAGUAUCUUAUGACUUAUAAGUUGGCUAUUGGGACAAAAGCAAAAAAGAGUAUUCUACUCAUUUGCUUAUUGAUACGCAAUAUAUGAUCUUAUGUGGGCCAAUAAACUAUUUGAGUUUGGUUUAAUGUAUUGAGUCUACCAAAUGAUACUUGGGCCAAUAAACUAUUUAAGUUUGGUUUAAUGUAUUGGAUCUACAAAAACAAUCAACCAAUUAGAUUCACAUAACUUUGAAGUAUCUUCUCUCCAAUCACAAAUUGUAUAUAUAAUAUGAAACGGUUAUGUUAAUAUAAGAAUAAAAUAUUUUUUGUACAAUGAAUAUUCUACAACCUGAGUUGAUUUGGAUAGAUGGUCGGUGUUACAGACUAUUCGGAAAUAUCGAACGGCCAAGUGCUCAAAAUAUUUCUCCUUAUUUUGAAGACAAUUAUCAAGGAGAUUAUAAAGAUUCUGAAGAUGAAUGUGAUAUAGAAAUUGUACCAUACGAGUCGACAAGAUUUAAGCACACAUUUCAUGUGUCAAAAUCAUUUUUUCCAUUUAUUAUUGGAUCUAAACAUGCAGUACGUAAAAAAUUAGAAAAUGAAACUAGAACAUCGAUACAAAUUCCAAGAUUAGGUGAAGAUGGAGAUAUUGUAAUAAUUGGUACUGAUCGUAAAGGAAUAAUGACAGCACGUCGUAGAAUAAAUUUAUUAAUGGAAGCAAGUAGAAAAAAAAUACCAUCUACACAUUUUUUAUCAAUACCUUUAAAUGAAGGUCAUAUAAUAAUGAAUUUUAAUAUGUUUAAAAAUGAAGUACUGAAAAAUUCUGGAAAAAAAUCUAAUGGUAUUGAUGAAAUGAUUUUUCAAAUACCAAGCAAAUUGCAUCUUACUAUUGCAUUAUUAACAUUACUUGAUGAUACAGAAAAAAAUCAAGCUAUAGAAGCUUUGAAUCAUUGUCAUCAGCAUAUUGUAAAGCCUAUAAUUGAAAAAUAUGGACAAAUUCCUAUAUAUUUACAAGGAACUGAUAUAAUGAAUGAUGAUCCUAGUGAAACUAGAGUUUUAUAUGCAAAAUUAAUUGACAAUGAGGCUUUGGAAAAAAUGGUAGAUGAAAUUGUAGAUUAUUAUAAUAGGAUAGGUUUAUUAUAUAAAGAAACAGAGAAAGUUAAAUUACAUUUGACUCUUAUGAAUACAAAAUUUAAAUUAAAUGAAGAAGAAAAUCAUUAUGAAAAAUAUAAAACUUUUGAUGCAACAGAAAUAAUGAAAGCUCAUAAAAAUACAAUUUUUGGAGAAACUAUAUUGAAACAAAUUCAUUUAUCUCAACGUCAUACAAUUAGUAGUAAUGGAUAUUAUCAAGCAAUUGCAAAAAUUAAUUUACUUGAAGGCUUAUAAAUGACAUGUAUCAUUAUUUGAAUAUAUACAUGAUAUUAUAUAUAUGAUAUAUAUUCAUGGAACACAUAAGAUUGAUUUUAAAGAUCAAAAAAAUAUAAAUAUUGAUAUAAAAAAAUUUUUGAGGGUUAUUUAUAUAAAAUUUAAC